Molecule: messenger RNA, 1452 nt
Organism: Hyaloperonospora brassicae
Lineage: Eukaryota; Oomycota; Peronosporomycetes; Peronosporales; Peronosporaceae
Source: the annotation of a GenBank genome assembly
AUGUUGGAUCAAACCCGGCGGUCGCACCGUAAGUUAUACCAAGUUUGGUAUGACUUACGCAAUGCUUUUGGUUCUCUUCCUCAAGCGCUCAUGUGGCAGGUGCUCCGCCGAAUUGGUGUUGAGCCCCGGUUCAUUAACCGUUGCCAGGAUAUCUAUCAUGAGUCAUCUUUUGUGGUUACGAAUGCGAAGGAUGGUGCGACUGACCCUGUGCGACAAGAAAUGGGGGUUUACCAAGGCUGUCCCUUAAGCCCCCUACUGUUUAUUGCUGCUCUAAUUCCACUCGUCCGUCGCCUGGAGCAACUGGAGGAUGUCGGUGUGCCGCUUGCGGAUGGUGUUAGACCUUGCACCACCGCUUACGCUGAUGAUAUAAAAAUCUUCAGCAAUAGCGCCGCCGGCAUCCAACGUUGCCAUGGUGUUAUGAAGAGUUUUCUCCAAUGGACUGGUUUAAGGGCUAAUCCGGCCAAGUGCGCCAGCCUUGCUGUGACCCUUAAUUCUCGAAGCAACCCGGUCCCUGAUGAGAGUGUCCGGCUGGACCUUCAUGGUGAAACCAUCACCCCGCUCACACUCCAGGAGAGUUAUCGCUACCUCGGAGUGGGUGAUGGGUUUGACCACAUCCAGCAUCGCCUCCAGCUUGAACCCAAGUUGCAACAACUUAAGCGGGAGGCGAUUGCUUUGAUGACGUCCGGGUUGGCAGCUUGGCAGGUGGUGAAGGCGCUCAAGACUUAUGUCUACCCGAAAGUGGAAUAUGCUCUUCGCCACCUUCGCCCCCUACAGUCACAACUCCACGGAUUCGAUUGCGCCGUGAAGCGUGGCCUUCGACACUUGUUGCACCUUCCCCAGUCCGCCACAGCUGACUUUUUCUACUCGCCAACUUCGGGAGGCGGACUGGGGUUGCAGUCGCUGGUGGAAAUGCACCACGCGUUGCAGGUUGCUCAUGCCUGGCAAAUGCUUCACUCGAAGGACCCGGCUAUUGUGGCGGUGGCGAAGACGCAAGUGGGUCAGAUUGCACGCAAACGUUAUCGACUACACGAAGACCACUGGCAGGGGCGAGAGGAUGAACUUGUUCGACUCUUUUUGAAUUCCGAACUUGCUGCCUCGCCGUUUGCUACCGCCAAUCGCCGAUCGGGGGACAUUGCCUCGCUCUGGACUGAUGUACAGCGGAUAUUAACGAUUAAUAACAUCACUCUUUCCUUUCGUUCAGAAGAUGGCACUCAAGACCCCCUUGCCCUUCGAGUGCCGCACAUGGAUAAAUGGCUCAGUCACAAAACAGUGUUGCGGCACGUGAAGUUGCACAUGAAGAUCCGCCAUCAGACUCGAUGGAAGAAUAUGGUGGAUCAGGGAAAGACGGUCCGUGUCCACGGUGGAGUUGGAUCGAAGUUUGUGAUGACUGGGGCGGAGAAGACGCCUUCGGGCAAACCACCACUGCCGUGUGCCUUCCUGUUCCAGUGCUGA